ACACAACGUCAAAUUGCCAAUAAUUAUUUGUUAUUUUUCACUUAUUUUGCAAGUAAACUUUUUCGAUGUAAAGAAAAUGUCUGAUUUAGUAUCAAAAUGCGUUCUAAGAGUGGAAGUAAAGGAAUCGCGUCAAAAUCAAGAUUUAAGAGGUGCAGAAGCUGUAGUGAACACUGAGAGUAGACUGAAAAAUCGGGGACAAAGAAGAGCGAGGGAUAUUAGUGUUGAAACAUUUCCCAGUCGCCUCGAAAGUCCCAGAGAUGACUGGGGACUAUUACCAAAAUAUUCUAGAGAAGUUACUCCUGUUAGUGAGUCACCAAAAGAUACUGUAGAAAAGGACAAUGAAAUUGGAUUUUUCAGUGGUAAUCCCUUUGUUGAAAUUACCAAAGGUAUCCUUCAUCUUUAUAAAGAGGAUGUCCUUACAAGCAGAAAAGAUGCCCUUACAUUGUGUAUGUUAGGAGUACCUACUACUAUGGCCUGUCAUGAUCUGCUGUCAUUUACAGCACCAUGCCAUGAUGAUAUUUCUCAUAUAAGGGUUUUAAGAGAUUCUAUGCCCAACCAAUACAUGGCUCUGUUAACAUUUAGAAACCAUGAUGCUGCAGUUGAGUUUUAUUUAACAUUCAAUGGCACUCCGUUUAGUAGUCUUGAACCUGACAGUAUUUGCCGCAUAGUAUGGGUUUCUAAGGUAGAAUGGGCCCAUGAUGGGGUCCCACCACCAGGCCACACCGAACUUCCAAUAUGUCCAGUAUGUCUAGAACGCAUGGAUGAAUCGGUGGAUGGUGUUUUGACGAUUCUUUGUAAUCACGCAUUUCACGCUAGUUGUUUGGAACAGUGGGGCGAUUCCACCUGCCCAGUUUGUAGAUGUGUACAAAGUCCAGAGCAAGCUGAAAGUUCAGAAUGUGAAGAAUGCGGCAGUUCUGUACCUUCCCCUGAUUCUCUCUGGAUAUGUUUGAUCUGUGGUCAUGUAGGAUGUGGGAGGUACCAAGGAGGACACGCAGCUUCACAUUAUAGAGAAACUGGUCAUUGUUAUGCCCUACAACUAGGGUCCCAUCGUGUGUGGGAUUACAAAGGUGAUAAUUUUGUACAUCGACUUCUUCAGAAUAAAGCUGAUGGAAAGCUUGUACCAUCAGAAAGUCCUCCUACAGAAGCUGAAGGAGCUCAAGAAAAAGUUGAUUCCGUACAACUUGAAUUUACCUAUCUUCUUACUUCACAAUUAGAGGAACAACGAAUGUAUUUUGAAGAUAAAAUGUCUUUAUUGGAAAGUCAAUUAUCAGAAGAAACAAAAAUGUUAAGAGAAAAUAUGGCAGCUGUAUCUGAAGAAAAUAAACAGCUGAGAACUAAACUUGCGAAUGUUACAAAAGAAAAACAGGCACUGGAGAAAAAGGUUCAACAACAGCAUUCAAAGUUAACUUCUACCCUAAACGAUCUAAGUGAAGAGCGACAAUUAGGCAAAGCUUUAAGGAAUAAUCAGCAACAAUGGCAGACAAAAAUUAAUAAGCUGGAAGAGAACUUUAACGAGCUGAGAUCGCACAAAGAAACAGAAAUUACUGAUUUAAAAGAACAAGUUCGAGAUCUUAUGUUCUUUAUAGAUGCUCAGAGGGUUAUUGAAAAGUCUGACGAAAAGGAAGAUAUAGCCACAGGCACAGUUACAAUAGGCGAAGCUCCAGAAACGUCGAAACGAAAGAAGGGAAAGAAGAAGCGCUAAAAGUAUUAUUUAUACCAAACCCAAUUUUCUUAUCCAAUAUCUAUUUGGCAGACUUGAUAAAAAUGUUCAACUAGCUACAAUUUUAAAGAUUUAGUUAGUCACAUAAUGAGAUUUAAAAGUAAUAUACCUACUUGUAUUAACUUGU
Molecule: messenger RNA, 1847 nt
Organism: Diabrotica balteata
Lineage: Eukaryota; Metazoa; Arthropoda; Insecta; Coleoptera; Chrysomelidae
Source: the annotation of a GenBank genome assembly